AUUGACCUCAAACCAAGCUCUUCCCACAAUCCUCUACUUCCUCAAGAAAGAGUGUUGACAAGCAUCAUGGCGACCAAUUUCAAAAUUGGAGAUCUUGUGUGGGCAAAGAUGAAAGGGUUCCAGGCUUGGCCAGGAAAGAUAGUGGAACCCAAGGAUGGUGUUAAAAAGCCUUCCAACAAGAAGAAUGUCCAUUUUGUCUAUUUCUACGGCUCUGAAAACUAUGCUUGGAUACAGGAAGAAAAUAUUUAUCCUUACCCUGAAUACAAGAGCAAAUAUGAAGGCAGUUCUCGUAUUCCUCGAGGCUUUAAGGAAGCUUUAGAAGCUAUUGAAAAUGAACACCAGGCCAUACUUGCUUCUGGACCCUUGGAAAACCUACCAUCUAUUGAUGAGGAAGUAGCACUGAUGCAGCACAAAUCUAUGGGAUCUGAUGGUGUCGAAGUGGCCCCAUCCUCCAGCUCUAGCAGUGCUAAAAAGGUAUCCAAAAAACCCAAAGAAGGUAAAGAAUCACAGAGCAGAAAGAGCAAACUUAAAUCUCCAGUUAGAAAGGGUAGCUCUGGUGUCAAACGUCCUAGUGACAGUGGAACUCCAUCAGCAACCAAAAAGUUUUUUAUGACCAAGAGCCAUAAAACUACAGACUUAGAUGACACACCAAAGACCGGGGAUGAUUCCAUGAGAGAAUCUUAUCAUUUUACACACACUAUUGGUGUUGGGGAUGUAGGAGUGGGAACCAAGCUGGAGGAAUAUGAUGAAGUUGAGUCUGAGGAAAAGAUAUCUGGAAAAACAGUUAUACCAACUCCUUUAAGGAUUGGUUUUCUUGGUCUUGGCAUUAUGGGUCAGGGAAUGGUAAUGAAUCUUCUAAGAUCUGGUCAUGAAGUCACUGUUUGGAACAGAACAGCUACAAAGUGUCGAGAGUUUGUGAAAGCAGGAGCUCUGAAAGGAAACAACCCUGCAGAUGUGGUUCAGUCAUGUGACAUCACAUUCACUUGUGUCGCUGACUCGACAGCAGUCAGAGAUAUCAUGUUUGGUAACAUGGGUGUGUUAGAUGGUAUCUCAAAGGGAAAAUGCUACGUGGAGAUGUCAACUGUAGAUGAAGAGACAGUACAGGAUGUAGCUGAUGCUAUCAUGGCUAGAGGUGGUGCGUUCUUAGAGGCCCCAGUUUGUGGCAGCCGAGUGCCAGCAUUAGAAGGACAGUUACUGAUUUUGUCCUCAGGAGAUCGCAAACUGUUUGAUGAUUGUUAUUCAUGCUUUGAGGCCAUGGGGAAAAAAUCUUUUUACCUUGGAAAUGAAGUAGGCACAGCAACACGCAUGAAGCUUAUCCACAACAUGAUCUUAGGCAACAUAGUGGCCAGCUUGGCUGAAGGCAUGGCCCUGGCCGAGAAGGUUGGAAUUGAUCUGGAAGAUUUUGCUGAAGUUCUCUCCCUUGGAUCACUAGCCUGUCGCACAGUCAAUCAUAAGAGUCAAGCUAUCCUGAAUGGAAGAUUCGACCCCCAUUUCCCACUCCAGCACCAACAGAAAGAUCUACGGUUAGUCCUAGGACUUGGAGACAGUGUGGAACAGCCCUUACACUUGGCAGCUGCUGCUAAUGAGCUCUUUAAGAAGGCCAGAAGGAUGGGUUAUGGUGAUGCUGAUGUUGCUGCUGUCUUUAAGGCAGCCAAUGAAUUUGGAGCAGGAGAAAAAACAGAUGCGGCCAAUGACAGCCAGACAAAAUAAGACAACCACAGCAUAGACCUGAAAAUCAUCUUAAACUACUGAGUUAACACGUUAUCUACUGAAGAGAAAGAAUGUUUGUACUUACGUGACAUCAAUUGCUCCCAAAACCAUGUUCACUCCAUCUUUGUAACAUUGGCUUUUUUGUGGCAUCCACACAACUGUUUAGUUUUCAUGAUCUUUCUUUGUAAUUAACUGAACUUGUAAUGUUGAUUUAAAACAGAAAUUUUAAAAUAAAUUAUAUCUCCUCAAUUAAAUUAUUUUUUUACUGAUCUAUCUUUGAGCUGGACUAUAAUGUUGACUGACCGCUUGCUGUUUUUAAAAAGACUGUAAAAUGACUGUUAUUUACCCUCUGACUUUAUGGACCAAGUUGAUCCCUAAAAAAAUAUUAAGGCAUCUUUUAACUCUUUGUUGUUACGAUUUUUUUUUUCUAAAACUUGAGCUAUGUAUAUUUUUCUGUAGUAAAAAAUUUUUUUUUCCUGAAAUGGAUAGUCUAUGAAAUAUGCAUGCAUAUCUAGACAAAGUAUAAAUUUUAGCAUUGAUAUUAUUGUGUGGACUCGCAUGUUGAUGGUAAGAGCUAUGUUUUUAUCAACUAGAAGAGGUUAAACGAACUGGCAAGUUAUGGGGUAAAAGGGUGGGGGAUUUUUUAUGUGGAGAUGAUUUUUAAAAAUGUUUCUCAUUUGUUGUUAAGUUUUUGUUUUUAAUCUUUAAUAUAUCUGAAUGUAUGCAUUUAUGGAUUAUUUUUUUAAAACUUGGAUUUAGUAUUAAUUGGAAGCAAGAAUUUGUACUUUAGGUAAAGAACACCAGAUGAAAUGUUUAGUUCAUCAAAAGAAAUCAAAGAUGUUGAGGCUUAGAUACUAAUGUAUAACCAAGCAUGCAAGUUCUCUUACUUUCUGCUUGUAAGUUCAUUAUGGGUAGAAUCAACAACAUGCAAGGUUCUUCAUCUUUCUGUCUUUGAUUUAUUUUGAGUAAUAAGUAAUGAAAACAGAUUUUGUGUUCUGUGUAUUAUAUUUUACAAUUACUAAUUACAUUGUUUUCCAAGUAGUUUUUGAACAUAUUUUUUUUUUAUUAGCGAUGAUAAAAGCUUAAAACUAUUUUGUUCGCAAAUUUUUUUUGUCAUUACAUUUAUAGAUUGUGUAUCAGGAAAUUGAUGCUGACACUGUGGAACAAAUUUGUUUAAUUUUAAUCAAGGAAAAUAUGGUAUCUUGUAAAGUUGUUUACCCAUUACAAAUUAUUAUUUUUUUUUUUGCUUUGUUAAAAGCUGUUAACAAUAUGUAAUUAUUUCACCUUUUAAAUCUUUUUUUUUUUGUAAAGUAAUGAGGAACGUUGUGACUUGUUUCUGUGCAAAGUUAGGAGUGCAAUAGUUUUCAACAACGCGCAAGAUUAAUUCAGUUUUCUUGUAGUCUAUUUUCAGUACAAGCUGGACGUAAGAUACAUUUUUUUUUUGCUACAUUUUAAUGUCAUAUACCAUUACUAUGUUUUCCAAUAAAAAUUAUCAUCAUUA
Physella acuta is the source of this 3211-nucleotide messenger RNA. Its product is annotated as cytokine-like nuclear factor N-PAC. Lineage: Eukaryota; Metazoa; Mollusca; Gastropoda; Physidae. Gene Ontology annotation, biological process: transcription elongation-coupled chromatin remodeling. Gene Ontology annotation, molecular function: DNA binding; oxidoreductase activity; NADP binding. The record is from RefSeq and is a predicted model, not a curated record. Gene Ontology annotation, cellular component: chromatin.